AUGCACAAGACACUGCUUCUUGUCUUCAUCCACGGCUUCAAGGGCAACGAUGACACCUUCGCCACGUUCCCGAAACACCUGCAGGCGCUCGUCAGUAACGCGCUGCCCAACAUCAGCGUCACACCUCUAGUCUAUCCGAAGUUCGAGACCAGUGGCGACCUGCGCAAAACAGUCGAGCGGUUUCGAGAAUGGCUUCAAGACCGAGUCAUUGAUAUCGAGGUGGCGCAGAACACACCUUCGCCAACCAUUGACCCUUCCGUCCAUGUCAUCCUGGUAGGCCAUUCGAUGGGUGGCAUCGUCGCAGCAGAAACAUACCUCCUUCUCGCCUCGGAGCAGCCUGUACCUGCGGCAUCCUCGUCGAUGAACGUAGAGACACCCAACUUUCCGUCGAACACGACUUUGACGUCCACGACGGGUUCAUCUCAUCCCAAUCCACAGCAAGCCGUGGACACCUCCGUCGUCCUCAUGUUUCCGCAUGUCCAAGGCGUUCUCGCCUUCGACACGCCUUUCCUUGGCCUCGCGCCCAGCAUGUUCGCUAGCAAGGUCGAGGACGCACACGGAUAUGCCUCCACUGCGUACAAGACUUACACCGAGGCCGGAAAGAUCUUUGGUUGGGGUGGCAACAACGUAGCCGCAGCGCCAUCGACAGCCAAAGCCCUCCCGGCACCCUCAGCAGCAAGACUUUGA
Cyphellophora attinorum is the source of this 687-nucleotide messenger RNA. RefSeq lists its product as uncharacterized. The record is from RefSeq and is a predicted model, not a curated record. The transcript has 2 exons. NCBI's taxonomy places the organism in Eukaryota, Fungi, Ascomycota, Eurotiomycetes, Chaetothyriales, Cyphellophoraceae. Bases 1 to 687 code for a protein of 228 amino acids.